CGUCAUUCACGGCAAUUGUCAAUCGAACCUUCCUCUCUUCGAAGUAGAGACGUGCAACCACUUUUACUCGCGUUUAUUUUCGCCUAUUGUUUUCAUUGUCCAUCUUUAUUACACAAUCACCAGCACGAUAGCGCGGCGUGUUGUUGUGAAUAAUAAUUGUCUGCGAUCUUAUUGAAAACAUGAUCGGUGCUUUGUGAUUCGUUCGAUAAUUUAGUACCUAGUGAUUUGAGGUCCAAAGUGCGUGUAAUUUUAUAGUUUGUGGCUUGUUUUGUGCUAAUAAUGUCGCUGGAAGAGAAGUUUAAUGCUGCUGUCAAUGUAAUAAGGAGUUUGCCGAAAAGUGGAUCAUACCAGCCAAGCAAUGAGCUCAUGCUGCGUUUCUACAGCUACUUCAAGCAGGCCACGGAAGGGCCCUGUGACAAACCCAAGCCCGGAUUCUGGGACGUAGUCAACAGAGCAAAAUGGGAAUCAUGGAACAAGCUCGGCAACAUGUCACAGACAGAGGCGAUGCAGGCCUACGUGGACGAACUACACAAGAUAGUGGAGACCAUGUCAUACAGUUCCGACGUGGCCUCAUUCCUGUCAGUCGAUGAUGAAGACGAGGAGUUCCCUAACCGGGACUUGGAGCUGGUCGCCGGAGACGUUCUACGCAGGGUCCGUUCUGAGCAUAACACUCCUAUCGGCUCGCGCUCCGUGAGUGGUGCGUCGUCUCCCGUGCCGCGCACGCGCCACGACUCCGAAGACGAGUACAUUGACACGGUCGAUGUUAGUAUUUGGAGUCAGGUGGACGCCGACACAGGCCAACCCGGGGGCUUAGCCACUGUCGAUGUUAAUGUGAGCGACCCGGAAGUAGCCGAGCGCGCGGCCGCGCCCGCUCGCGCCGCGCCGCCGCCCGCGCACGCGCACGCGCCGCCGGCGCCGGGCCCGGCGCCCGCGCAGACGCAGCCGCGCCUCAGCAACGGCCAUGCGCACCAGAUCACGUCUCAACUCACGCAUCUCAAGGUGCUGGAGCAGCUGCCGGGCACGCUGGCGCGCCUGGAGGCUGAUGUAGCGGCUCUACGGAAAGCCGUGGAGGGGGAGAGGCUGAUGAACCAAAACCACGGCUGGCGGUGGCCGUGGCAGGAGCUGAGCGCGCCGACGCUGCUGCUGCUGGCCGCGUGGCCGCUGGUCGCCUGCGCGCUGGCCGCGCGGCUCCAGAGGCGCGACACGUAACACGUCCUAUAUUAUUACGAAGACAUAGUAUAAGGGGGUCACGCGACAUAGUCGGCUGCCAUCGAAAGUUACAUUACAACCUUGUUUCCUUCUGAAAGAUACUGGCCACUUACGAUGGAAAAAGCGAUGUCAACGCAUGCUGUGGCAUAAAUAUCAAGUUAAAUGCUCAUACUAUCUGACAUAUGAGAACUAAUGUGACCUGUAGCGCCACUGCUGAACAUAUCCAACAAUGUUCGAGUAAACUUAAUUCUGAAAUUUCUUGAUACUUAAUGGUUAUUUUUAUUUCCUAGUAUUUUAAUAUUAACUCAACAAAACAUCACAAGUAAUUUAUUUCAAUGUUUUCUUUAUAUAAGAGGCAAAUGGAUCAGACGAAUCGCCUGAUGGUAAGCGAUUACCGCCGCCCAUGCACACCUGCAACAUCAGGGGCCCAUUUUUCGAACGAUAUUAGACUAAUAUUAUUAGUCCGCGAACUAUCAAGGGCCCAUUUCUCGAACGUUAUUAGACUAAUAUUAUUAGUCCACGAACUGUCACGUCGUAUGGGUUACCAUGGCAACACACUAAUAAUUUUAUACUAAUACCGUUCGAGAAAUGGGCCCCAGAGGGGUUGUAAUGUAACUUUCGUUUUCCGCCAUCGCAUAGCUCAGUUUACAUAACGGAUAUGACGAUAUCUGUCUUAGUGAAAUGGUACCGUUGGGUUUUGUACGUUAAAAUAAUGGGGGUAAGGUUCAUUUUCACUUAGCGUCAUUAUUUAUAGUCCGUGAGCCGAAUGAUGAAUUUAUCUGUUAUGAAAAUUAUGCCCCUUAGGAUCCGUAUUAAGUUUUCUGUAACCUUUUUUAUUUAAUUAUUCAUUCCACAUUAAUACCACAGUGUGUACAAGUUAAAAUAAAUAAAAAGGAUACCUACAAUACUAUUUUUACCAUUUUGAGACAGUUUUGCACCAAACUGCUUGUUAUGCAAAAUUUAACACUAUCACUAAUAAAGUUCAAAAUCAGAUGGGAAAUGAAGUAUACCGGAUCCUAUGGGUUUUGUGCUGAAAUACAUUUAUCAUUUAUAUUGUAUUAAAAUAAAUCGUUUUAUGAUUUUAAAUUCCCACAAAUUAAUCUUAAUGUUUGGUUUUAAUAUUGUAUUUGGCUCCUUGACUAGCGGAUUUUUAAAGCUUUUAGUGUUGAUGCAUUUGACAUGUUAUUUGUAAGAAAUUUCAGUUCUAAAUGAAAAUGCGCAGAAUUGAGGGUAGUUCUUUAGUACUUCAUUUGGAUUAGGUUGCCGAGCGGACUCCGGGCUAAGACAACGCUAUAAAAACUUGGGAGUCCACUGCGUAGUCUCGCUUCUAUUAAAAAGUUUAUACUAAAAUAGUAAAAAAAAAAUGUUGUUCUGGAAUGGACAAUUUUAUGUACGAAAAAUGGAAAUCAUGUUCAUAAGGACAGUGGUGCCAACAUGAGAAAAUGCGCUUAUUUUACAGAAUUAAAAAAAACCGGCCAAGUGCGAGUCGGACUUGCCCUCCGAGGGUUCCGUACUCUUAGUAUUUGUUGUUAUAGCGGCAACAUAAAUACAUCAUCUGUGAAAAUUUUAAUUGUCAAUCAGGGUUCAUGAGAUACAUCCUGGUGACAGACGGACGGACAGCGGGGUCUUAGUAAUAGGCUCCCAUUUUACCCUAUAGGUACGGAACCCUAAAAAGGAGGUUUCUUUGUCUAUCCCUCGCUCUACGCAUGCGUCAGUCAAUGUUACCUGCUACUUCCUCUCACUUAAUUUAUUCGGCGAUAUUCUCACUUUUAUACAUUCUUACUUUAAUUAAUUUUUAAGGGUAUUGGUGUACUGAUUACUGUUAAAUAUACAUGCGAAGCAGAGGGUUAUUUCCCACAAGUUACGACCGAGGUCUUACCAGUGGAUAACAAAUGAGAUUUUUUUUCUCAAUUUUGAUCACUGGGUACAACUGAGAAAUAAUCCUACUAGUUACAAUAGUUUGGUGCUAACUACUGGGAAUUAUUUUUCACCAAACCAACUGGGUAAAUGCCCUCUUGAUUGUUCAAAUACUAAAGAGAGUUGCAUUUUAUCCACAUGUGGGGCAAAGUAAUCAAAUGUAAAUUUUGCGUUGUUUCCUUAUGUUGUCUGGUAGAAUUGACAUAUUUUUUUGGUAUUUCAUAGUAAGAAUUUUCCUCGCAUUGGUGUGGUGAAAAAUUUUGUGAUUCACUCGGAGGCUAAGUUUGUAACCCUCAUGCCUUGAUUACCUCGCAACGCUCAAGAUUCCACUUCUCGAACCACUCGGUACGUUCAUGGUUCAAUUUUGUAAUCUUUCGCUUGCUCGGGUAUCAAUAUUAGCACGAGCGGUUAAACAACCCCUUGUAAAACAAAUAUAAUAUUCUCGGCUGUUACCACUGGGGACAGAUGAGAAAAAAAAACUCCCAGUAGUUUCCACUAGAGACAGAUGAGAAAAAACUCUGUUGUUAUAUAUUACCACUGGUAACAACUUGGUGGUAACUAGUGGGAAUAACUCGAAGCAAAUGGAAUUAGGACGUUCAGCUUUUUUAUUCCAAUGUGGAGGCAAACGAGCCUACGGUUCACCUGCUAAGCGGUCAUAGUAGCUUAUAAACGCCUGCGUUCUGACCGUUUAAGGAAAUGAUUUUUUCGCUUCGCUUGCGAUGUACAUGACUUUUAUAUAUUUUUUAUUUUAAAUAUUGAAAAGACUAAAAUAUAUUUUAUUGAUUAUGAAUGAAUUCAAUUCUAUUUUCGUUGUUAUAAGGAUUUUCUUAUUCUGUAUCCUAUGUUAGAGUAAGCAGAUGUGUUGUUGGUUAUUAUUUGUAAUUAUUAUGUGAUAUGUAGUUAAUAAAAUGUAAUAGUUGUUGUA
Messenger RNA from Cydia pomonella (codling moth), 4051 nucleotides. RefSeq names its product acyl-CoA-binding domain-containing protein 5. The transcript has 10 exons. Lineage: Eukaryota; Metazoa; Arthropoda; Insecta; Lepidoptera; Tortricidae. Gene Ontology annotation, biological process: fatty acid metabolic process. Gene Ontology annotation, molecular function: fatty-acyl-CoA binding. Bases 280 to 1209 code for a protein of 309 amino acids. The record is from RefSeq and is a predicted model, not a curated record.